Messenger RNA from Oxyura jamaicensis (ruddy duck), 4809 nucleotides. Its product is annotated as cytosolic phospholipase A2 epsilon-like. Gene Ontology annotation, biological process: glycerophospholipid catabolic process. The coding region runs from base 294 to 2987 and encodes 897 amino acids. The record is from RefSeq and is a predicted model, not a curated record. Gene Ontology annotation, cellular component: cytosol. Lineage: Eukaryota; Metazoa; Chordata; Aves; Anseriformes; Anatidae. The transcript is spliced from 22 exons. Gene Ontology annotation, molecular function: calcium-dependent phospholipid binding; calcium ion binding.
UUCUGUAAAUCGUUAGUGUAGAGCCUCAAAAACUACCUUUCUGGUCAUUCUUACGCUCUGAUCCAUGAUCGCUGCUGGUACAGGAACUGAUGGCCUCUAACCUAAGCUAGUUUGUGGCAUGGGAGGAACUGUCACACCAGUCACACUGCUCUUGUGGAAGAUUCCAGCUCAUAAGGAGGUGGCAAUCUUGCAUGUAGUCUGAAGAAAUAUGGAGGAAUAACCUCCUUCUGAGUCUUCAGAAGACUUUGGAAACCACUCUUCUAGUUUACUCUGUUCCUGGGAAACCUCCAAGUAUGCAACAUGCUGUUGGGUUAGUUAACUACAGGCAUAAAGGACUUCAUCACUGUACAGGAGUAAACCCUGCAAACAUGUCUCAGGAACUGCUUCCCGUGGAUGUGCCCGAAUCGUUCUAUUAUAUGUAUCCAGGGAAGACCAUGAUACCAUCAGAUACCAAAGCACUGGAGGAUGAAGACGACUCAGACUUGGACUCGGACUCUUUGGAUUCUUUUGAUUCUUUUGAUCCUUUUGGAGGUAUUAGACCUCAAGAAGAAAAUGAACGAAGUACUGAACCAGGCAAAGGUGAUUUCAAGAUAGAAUCAUCUCCCUGCUACCUGCUGACUGUGAGGAUCAUCCGAAUGAGAAAUCUCCAGCGAGCAGAUGCUUUAAGCCAGGCUGAUUGUUAUGUGUCGUUGUGGUUGCCUACUGCAACAAUUGAAAAGUCCCGCACCAAAACCAUAAGAAACUCCAACGACCCAGUGUGGAAUGAAACCUUCUACUUCAGGAUCCAGAGCAAGGUCAAGAAUGUGCUGGAGCUGACAGUGUAUGAUGAGGAUUUUGCUACUCCAGAUGACCAUCUCCUCUGUGCGCUCUUUGAUACUGCUAAACUUCCAAUUGAUAGAACGGUGCUCCUGUAUUUUAAGCCCAGCACAACGGCCAAGGAGGAGCUAGAGGUUGAAUUCAAACUGGAAGCCAUGUCUGGUCCUCAUGAACUUAUUGCUACCAAUGGAGUCCUAGUGUGUCGUGAACUUUGUUGCUUGGAAGUUGAAGUGAAUGAGAAGGAGCAGAAAAAAUCAAAGAAAGAGCUUUCCCUUACUGUGAAAGGUUCCUUUGAAGGAACACAGGAUAUCAUACUGGGCCCCGACGGAGCGGUCAGCCCAUCAGGUCCCACCAAGUUCCACUACAUCAAGUAUGCAGAGCCAACGCUGGAUGUCAUGUUGCCAAAGAAGAGGCGCUACCACCCUUGGACCUGUAGGUUCAGUACAGAAACAGGCUCCCCAGUGCUGAUGCUCAAUUCGCUGCCCAUGGGAAGGAAAAUGACAAUUGCAGAGGAGAAAAGGUUUGAUUUGAAUGUGAAAGCAGAAAGAUGUAAUUGCUCGUGCCGCCAAGACCUGGACAUGCGCUUUGGAUUUGACUUAUGUUCAGAUGAGAUGGCUUUCCUGUACAAAAGGAAGAAAUAUGUAGCAAGUGCCAUGAAAAAUGUUUUUCACCUACAACAGGAUCUGCAGGACCAUGAAGUCCCUGUUGUAGCUAUCAUCACGACAGGUGGUGGGCUGAAGUCAAUGACAGGACUAUACGGCAGUCUCAUGGGACUCAAGAAAUUAAAUCUCCUGGACUGUGUAACAUACAUCAGUGGGCUGUCUGGCACCACAUGGACAAUGGCCAAUUUAUACAGAGAUGCCUACUGGUCACAAAAGGACCUUGACUCGCAUAUUGUUGAAGCACAGAAACAAGCAACCAAAUGCAAGAUGGGCUGCUUUUCUAUGGAUCGCAUGAAGUAUUACAAUAAGCAGCUAUGUCAGCGGAAAGAAGAAGGAUACAGGACCUCAUUUAUAGAUCUUUGGGGACUCAUGAUUGAAUAUUUACUAAAUGAUGGGAAAGACCCCCACAAACUUUCAGAGCAGAGAGAAGCACUGUGUGAUGGCCAGAACCCACUGCCCAUCUAUGUGUCAGUCUGUGUCCGGGACAACUACAGCACUCAGGAUUUCAAAGAGUGGGUAGAGUUCACCCCCUACGAGGUGGGGUUGCUGAAGUACGGUGCGUUCAUCCCUGCAGAGAAUUUUGGAAGUGAGUUCUUCAUGGGACGCAUGUUAAAAAAACUCCCUGAAUCCCGGAUCUGCUAUCUUCAAGGUAUGUGGAGCAGUAUAUUUUCUGUGAACCUAUUACAAAUCUGGGGACUGUCCCACAGUUCAGAAGACUUCUGGAAGAGAUGGACCCAGGACAGAAUAGACGAAGUUGAUGAAGACCCAGUAUUGCCUACGAGGCCCCAUGAACUAAGGACUCGCAUGUACACUCCUCCUGGGCCCCUGUCCAGUGCUCUUCGGGGUGCUUUAACUGACCGCUUCUCAGUUGCCCAGCAUCACAAUUUCCUGAGGGGCUAUCAGCUGCAUAACAACUACCUUGAGAAUGAACACUUCUGCCGAUGGAAAGAUACUGUGUUGGACUCACGUCCCAACCAGCUGAUGCAAAAUCCCAAUCACCUGGGUAUGAUAGACGCUGGAUUUUUCAUCAACACCAGCAGUCCACCACUUUUAAGGCCACAGAGGGAAGUGGAUGUUAUCAUAUAUUUAAGUUAUACUACUGGAUCACAUACAUCGUCUCUAGAUAAGGCAUGCAAAUACUACUCGGAGCAGAAAAUCCCAUUCCCCAAAAUUUCUUUGAGUGAUGAAGAUAAGAAAAAUCUAAAGGAGUGCUACAUCUUCCAAGAUUCAGAUUCGCCAGGAUGUCCCAUUGUGAUUUUUCUUCCACUUGUGAAUGAUACUUUCCGAGAGUACAAAGCACCCGGUGUCAAGCGCUGUUGCUCAGAGAUGGAGGGAGGACAACUCGAUCUGACCAGUCGCUGUUCCCCCUACUGCAUGUUCUCGGUCAGAUACACUGAUGAGAAUUACCGCCGGCUGCUGAACCUUAGUGAAUACAAUAUCCUGAAUAACUCACAGAUGAUAAUGCAGGCCUUGCAAACAGCAAUGCAAAGAAGGCAAAACAUGUGCUAAUCACACAUUUGAUUGCCUAUGUCUUCUUGGAGCAGUUUUUCAUGCUCUAGCACACAGGAAGAAUGUAGCUUUUUGAACACAGGCCAUUCUGCAUUACAGAAAGAAACUACCCCCAGGUGGCUUAGUGUUUAUUUUAUUUUAUUUUAUUUUCAUUCCCAUGAAGAGGCUUCUUUAGGUAAAGACAUUGCCUGGAAAAUCUUUACAUAUGUUUUGUUGCCUAAACUAAGGUUGUCUGUAGAACACUCUUUACCUAAAAUCCUUGUUAUAUUUUUAAAAUAGUCUUAUUUUAAGUCUAAUUUAUUAUAUGACAUAUAAGACAAACAUUUUCUAACACCAAAGUGCUACAGUAAUACAACCCAACUAACAAACUGACAGGCCACAAGAAGGGGGUAUGAGUAUGAAUGUCUGCUCCCUACAACUUUUCUUCAUGGAACUCAACAUACAUCCAAGCCUGGAAAAAUGAAGAAAACCUGAGACACAACUGGAAGCUGGAAUCAGAUCCCUGACUUGACUCUAUUUUGCAAGUAUACUGAAGAGCAGCUAAAGAGGUUGGAAACGUAAUAGGGACAAGUGUGUGCACACGGCCAGCCCUGUGAAUCAUGUCCAUCUCCAGAGCAAUCUUGGACUGUGAAUGCACCACACAUAGAUUGGAAGGAGCAGUAUAGGAGGAAGUAUUGUAGGAUUUUUCUUUUUUUUUUUUUUUUUCUUUUUUUUUUCUUUUUUUCCAUUGCAAGAUAUCAUUUGGGCACAUCAGAAUUUCCUUUGCAUUUAUGUCAGUUUUGAUUGUGUUGAUAUAAAAAAGUCAAAAUUUUAUUUUGAAUCUUUCAAAAUAAAAAAAAAAUGGGAUUUUUUUUCCCAGUUGAGUUAGUUCUCAUAUUGAAUUUAUUUUCUUAAAUGAAAAAGAAAUAUGUGCUUGAAAUGAAUAUAUUUAACUUCCACUAGAGCAUAAAAAAACUUUGUUAUGUAACUCAAUGGAAUUUGUUUAAACAGUUCAGGAUGUACCUUUCUUCAUAUUCCCUUUUAUGGGAAGUGUCUUUUCUGAACUCUUGAAAGUGCUGAGGAUGAGCUGUAAAAAUUAUAAAUCUAUAACAACCAUUGCAUUCCAGGAGCAAGUCAAAUUGAAAAUACACAUUUAUAUUAAUAAAUUCUAUGUCUUGAUGACAACUGAGAAAAUCUGGGGAGCUGGGGAAAAAAGUCUAUUCAAUGAGAAAAUCUAUCAGCUAAACAAGUUACAUAGAUGUCAUAAUCUGAGGCUGAAAUAAACCAGGGAAAAAUACUUGGGUAAGUUGAAACAUUUCAUAUUAAUAUUUUCCAUAACAUCUCUGUUUUGAAACAUAAGUUCUUUUUAAGAGAUUGCCUACCUCGUAAGCCCAGGGAACCAAACCUGAAAAUAACAAGCUUCAUUUAUAAUCAAAUAAUGUGUUUGGGUUGGUGCUAAAUGACUCUCUGAGGAUUCCCAUUUUGGCAAGGAAAAAUGUCAAACUUAUCUUUAAAAAUGGGUUCAAAAAUGACUUUUUCCAAUGCUUUUCUCAUUUAGGAUGUCAAACAAAACUUUUUUUUGUGCAGCUGUAGUGUGAUAUUGCAAGCCUAUAAAUCAGAGUGUAAAUAUUAACAUUUAAAACCCUUUGACUUUUGAACUAAUAUACACUUAUGUCAGGUUUUUUGGUCUAUUCUAGUUUCAUGAGUCAAAAUCUGAAAUAUGGUGCUAUAUGCUCUGCAUAUAACCAUGGGAAUUGCCUCCAUUGGAACCUGAAGUCCCUGCUGUAAAAAAAAUAAACACAAGUUUUAGCCAUAAAUUCAUGUCACCUCCAGCUCUUAGGAA